Molecule: messenger RNA, 3180 nt
Organism: Mus caroli (Ryukyu mouse)
Lineage: Eukaryota; Metazoa; Chordata; Mammalia; Rodentia; Muridae
Product: interferon-inducible GTPase 1-like
Biological process (GO): innate immune response; autophagosome assembly; cellular response to interferon-beta
Cellular component (GO): endoplasmic reticulum membrane
Molecular function (GO): GTP binding; GTPase activity
Source: RefSeq, a predicted model, not a curated record
CUGAGAAUCAGAGUAGACCUCAAGCCAAGAGCACACCCGAGGGCUAUUCCUCUCCGGAGCAGUGAGUGNAUCCACUGGACACAGGAUUUUCUGUGCCUUUAUUGCUUGAAGUCAUGGGUCAACUGUUCUCUUCACGUAGGAGUGAGGACCAAGAUUUGCCCUCCAGCUUUACUGAAUACUUAAAGGAAUGUGGGACAGGAAUCAAUAUCAUUCCUCAUGAGAUCAUCACUUCAAUUGAAAUAAACAUGAAAAAAGGGAACAUUCAGGAGGUAAACUCUACAGUCAGAGACAUGUUAAGAGAUAUUGAUAAUACCCCGCUCAAUGUUGCUCUCGCUGGUGAGAUUGGAUCAGGGAAGUCCAGCUUCAUCAACACCCUAAGAGGUAUUGGGCAUGAAGAGGAAGGUGCAGCUCACUCUGGGGUGACAGACGAAACUAAGGAGAGACAUCCAUACGAACACCCCAAAAUGCCCAAUGUGGUUUUUUGGGACCUGCCUGGGACUGGAAGUGAAGAUUUCCAACCAAAAACUUACCUCGAGAAAAUGAAGUUCUAUGAGUAUGACUUCUUCAUUAUUAUCUCGUCCACGCGCUUCAAGAAAAAUGAUAUAGACCUCGCAAAAGCAAUCGUCAUGAUGAAAAAGGAAUUCUACUUCGUGAGAACCAAGGUGGACUCUGAUUUACAAAACGAAGAGGAUUUCAAACCUCAAACCUUUGACAGAGAAAAGGUCCUGCAGGACAUCCGCCUUAACUGUGUGAACACCUUUAGGGAGAAUGGCAUUGCUGAGCCACCGAUCUUCCUGGUCUCUAACAAAAAUGUUUGUCACUAUGACUUCCCCGUUCUAAUGGACAAGCUGAUAAGUGACCUCCCUGUCUACAAGAGACACAAUUUUAUGCUCUCCUUACCCAAUAUCACAGAUUCAGUCAUUGAAAAGAAGCUACAGUUUCUGAGGUGGAGGAUUUGGCUGGAAGGCUUUGCAGAUAGGCUACUGAGCUUCUCCUUAAAAAGUGAUUUGGAAACUCUGGAGAAAAGCAUGAAGUUCUACAGCUCUGUGUUUGGAGUGGAUGAUACAUCUUUGCAGAGAUUGGCUAGGGCCUGGGGAAUAGAUCAGGUGGAUCAGGUGAGGGCCAUGAUAAAAUCGCCCGCCGUGUUCUCACCUUCAGAUGAAGAAACAAUACAAGAAAGGCUUUCAAGAUAUAUUCAGGAGUUCUGUAUGGCUAAUGGGUACUUACUUCCUAAAAUUCUUUAUAGAGAAAUACUUUACCUGAAGUUGUAUUUCCUUGACAUGGUGACUGAGGAUGCUAGAACUCUUCUUAAAGAGAUGUGUUUAAGAAACUAGUUGCUACUGGGCAGUGAUGGUGCAUGCCUUUAAUCCUAGCACUGGGGAGGCAGAGGGGGUGGAUUUCUGAGUUCGAGGCCAGCCUGAUCUACAGAGUGAGUUCCAGGAAAACCAGGGCAUACACAGAGACACCCUGUCUCGAAACCCCACCCCCCAAAAAGAAAGAAAGAAAGAAAGAGAAAGAGAAACUAGUUGCCUUCUAAUUAGGCUGAAGUCCUGUGACUUUCAAAAAAAUAGAAUCAAUAAACAGAAAAACAGGACACUGAUACUGUAAAACAAUAUACUGGGUUUAUCCAGGUUAUUCUGGCUUUAUCCAUAUUUAGUGAUUAUAUAUCCACAUUAGCUAGAGCAAGGGGAUCAGAUGUGUAUAAAUAAACUGAUAGCUAAAAACUAUCCCCUCACUUUGAGUAAACUUUCAGAUCAAUAAUUUUACUUACAUUUAAAUUUGUUUAAUAUAAAUCAACAUCCAAGUUCAGGGUUAGCAUUGAAGUGUUUAGUAUUGUCAACUCAACAGACUCUAGAGACACAUGAAAGAUGAGUCUGGGGGCUUGCAUUUGGGAAAUUAUUUUGCUUAUGUUAAUUGAGGUAGGAAACCCUUUCCACUGUGGGUGGUACCAUUCCCUAGCUGGCAAUCAUCAAGUGUGUAUAUGGAGAGAGGUGCUAAGUAACAGCGUAUUUCCAUUCUUUCAUAGCCCUCUGGUGGUUUUUUGUUGUUGUUGUUGUUGUUGUUGUUUUGUUUUUUAUUGUUGAUUUUUAACUAUAGAUGGAAUGACACUAGCUGCCACAAGAUACUGCUGUGCCUUCUUGAAAAUGACCUAUAUAACCUUAAACUUGAUACUGUAGACUUUCUUGAUAGAGAUUUUAUAAGAGAAACCUUAACCGGCCUAGAGCGAUGGCUCAGUAGAUAAAGUAGAACUUGUAAGUCUGAAGACUUGAGUUCAGAUUCCCAGAACCCACAUAAAGCCAGCUAAGCAUCUGUAAUCCAUGCACUUCUGUGGGAAGAUGAGAGGCAGAAUGAGAAAAGUUUUGGAAGAUCAUGGGGCCAGCUAUCCUGCCACAUACAGCAGUAAAUAAGAGGCCCUGACUCAAGCAAGUGGAAGGUAAAAGCCAACACGAAAGCUUGUCCUCUGAUCUCUGCAUACAUGCCAUGUCAUGUUCAUGCCUGAUAUCACACAUGGAUAUGCAUACACAGAAAAGAAAUUUUUUCAUUCCAAAAAAAAAAGGAUGAAGGUUUGGGGCAAUAUCUCAGUGGUAUAAUACCUGCCUCACACUUAUGUGGCCUCAAGGUCAUUCCCUUGAACUCCAGAAAAAGGCAAAAAGGGGGUGGGCAUGUACAAGAAUGUCUUUGAGGUUAAGAGAAAUGACUCAGUGAUCAAGAAUACUGGAUGCUCUUGCGAAAGACCAGGAUUUAACUGCCAGAUUCCACACAGUAGCUCACAGUUACUGCAACUCCUGUCUCAGGGGAUCUUAUUUCAUUUCCUCACCUCCACAGGGACCAGGCACAUGUUUAUGUGAUAAAUAGACAUACAUGUAAGGCAAGCAUUCAUACAAUAGAUGUAAAUUAAGAAACAUUUUAAAUAUGUAGUUAAAUUUAAAAGGGAAAGAGUUACAAUAAUCUAGAGAUCACACUAGCCUCAAUAAUGACUAAGAAUUUCACAAAAAAUCUAUCUAGUCAGAAUCCUUGAGAAAAUACUAAAGAAACUUUGUAAUUUUAUGCCAGAACUAGGGAAGAUGAUGAAAUUUCUCUGCUUUAUAAUGAUUGGUAUUUUGAAUGCUGUGACAGUAAAGGGCUACUCUAUUCCACAUGAAUUCCAAAAGUCAUUUAAUAAAUUAUUUCUGAAAGAAA